Messenger RNA from Heterobilharzia americana, 3218 nucleotides. NCBI's taxonomy places the organism in Eukaryota, Metazoa, Platyhelminthes, Trematoda, Strigeidida, Schistosomatidae. The record is from the annotation of a GenBank genome assembly.
ACAUUCAAAAAAUUGUUAGUUUUAUGCCAAGAAAGUAUAAUUUGAAAUGUUCGAUUUUAUAUUUAUUAAAUGGAAUCGUUGAAUUCAAGUGUUCAACAAGUCGAAAAUAUUCAGAACAGUGAUCCAGUAUGGAUAAGCACCUUAGUACUACUUGGUUGUGUUUCAUGUUUAGGAACAAUUGGAAAUCUACUUGUACUUGGAGUGUUUAUACAGCAUCAUUUUUGGCCACAUUUACAUUUAAAGUAUAGACAAAUCUAUUUAAAUCAACGAUUAAGUUUAAUAAACACUAAUGAUUUACGAUCUUCAUCCUACUUUGAUAAUAAUAGUAAUAAUAACAUUAAUAAUAAUUAUAUUUUACGAAUUCAUGAAUCGAAUGAACAACUUUUCACUAAAACAACUGGUACACCGACAUUUUUUAUCCUUGUACUAGCUUGUGUUGAUUUAAUGGUUUGUUGUUUUGUUGUACCGUUAACAUUCUAUAUGGAGUAUAUACAUUUACAGCCAUCUACAGAUAUUUGGUGUAAAACACAUGCUUUCUUGAAUAUAUGCAAUAUUAUGUUUAGUUCAUUAUUAGUUAUUGCUAUUGCUUUAGAAAGAUAUCUAACAAUCUGUCAUCCAUUAAGAUGUAUACUGACAAUGAAACGAGCUAAAUAUUUAACAUUAAGUUUAGCAAUAUUUUGUAUAAUUUAUGGAAUUCUAGGUGCAUUACAUCAUAGUUUAGGCGUGACUAUGAAUGAACCAAACAUAGAACAGUGUUGUGAUACAGCAGAAUUACCAAAUGCUACUUAUAUACAAAAGAUAACAUAUGAUAUCUUACAGAAAGGUAAUACAGCAAGUUUUAUUCUAUCUAUUUUAUCUGUUAUUAUCCUAUAUUCAUUAAUUCUACGUGUUGUCAUUAAAACAAAUAGAUUUAAUCGACAAUCAGUUUCUAAUAGUAUUGUAAACGAUAAUUCAUUGUACAAUUCUACCCUGUUGGAAAUGAAUCGAAACUUUACUUGUUUAUCAACGGAUUUAAACAACAACAGUUCAAUUGUCAAUGAUAAUAACAAAAACAAUAAAGCGUCAAUUAUACAUCAUAAGAGUUUUGGGAAUAAAUUAAAAAUGCAUUUAUCAAUUAAAGGGAUAACAGAAAGUACAUUAUGGCGUGAAUUACGAUCAGCUAGUGUAUUAUUUGUUGUUGCUGUUGUCUAUAUUAUUGUAUUUACACCCGCUUUAUUAACAGCUAAUAAAUUGGUUCAAUUCAAUUUACUCGCUUACAAUACAUACUACUUAAAUAAUAUGUCAAAUCCAGUAAUUUAUUGUUUUAUGAGUCAUGCAUUUAGACGAAAGUUGAAGAUACUACUAUUCAAUAGUAUUGUAUCCUUGAAAAGUUAUCGUUCAAAAAAUGAUGGAUGCUUUCAGUCAAAUCGACAACUUCAACAACCGCGUCGUAAACAACAGUUUAGAUCAAGACAAAUAAAUCAUCACAGUUAUAACAAUAAUAAUGAGGAGAACAUUAAUGAAAAUAAUAGAGAAAAAUCAACCACUGGUGAUCAAUGAUCAAUUUUCAAAGAUAACUUGAGUUUUACACUCUUUCGUAAAUAAUACACCAAAAAACAGGAUAAUAAUUAUGACAUGAAGGGUAAGGGACAUUAUACCAGUCGAAAUCUUUCUGUAGACCGAAUACUAUAGUUAUUUUUGUCAUUAAAUGUAUGUAAAUAUUUGUUUAAAAUUCUUUCGAAAACACUGAACAUUGGACAAAACAGUAAAGCAAUUGAAUAAAGGACUUUUUUGGUGUAUCUGUAAGAUUUUUAAAUCAUUAUGAGUGACUGUUGUCUUAAAUUUGGUUCACAACUGUUUAAUAUAAAUGUAGGUUCUUCGGUAUAUCAUGUGUCACAUUUUAUUUGAUUACUGAUGGUAAGCAAGACAUCUGAGAACUUAUCAUUAAACAGCAGAGAUAUUCAGAGACCAUAUUUAUAUGAUAUAAACACCAAACAACUGCCUUAUUCUUUUUCUGAACAACACUGAGAAGCUAAAAAACUCAGUUUAACUGAAUUUUUGGUUAGCUGAUUUGAAUGGGAUAUUAUACUUAAUUAAAUGAUAGAAUGAACAAUUUGCAAACGGUUUACAAGUUUCGUGGUACACAUCAACAAGGUUUCCGCUGGAAACCACCCACAAUCUGUGGUCUCUGAAACGAAAAUGUCAUAAACUGACGUAAUACACUACGGAACAAGAUAAACAGUAGGAGACCACUUCGGCUGAUUUGCAGAUUACAUCAGCCUAACCGGAGUCAUCUAAACACCUUAUAGUCUUUUCUCUGGUUUGGGGUGAAGCUUACCAGUGGUGUACUCAUUUGCACAAAUUCAGUCAGUGGAGUUGAAUCAAUUCAAUUUGUAAUAAAUUGGACCCAAAAUAUCAUGUAUCACAUGUUUCAAUACUAGAUUUCAUGUUAUCGGAAGUGUCGUGAAUCACCUGCGUUGCAUGUAUUACCUACGCAGGCUGCAAGCCAUGCUCAUAUAUGAUUUGAGAUCAAACCACAAUAAGCUUCGGUGAUAGGUUGCUACACUUUCAUUGGUUGUUACUAAGACAAUCUUUGUCACUUUCCUUUCCACCAUAUAGUGAUAUUCAUUAGUUCAGUGGGUACUUGCCUCCAAUCAGACAUAGGUCAUAUUUUACAUAUAUCGCAACUGUGACUCAAGGUAAAUGUUAAUAUAGUGGAUCUGACAAAUGUACAAGAUAAAAAACUCUAUAUAUAUGAUAUCUCUCCGUAAAUGUAUGAACGAAAAAUUCCAGAGAUUGAUGAGAUCACAGGUAGUGAUUUUGCUCGAAAUAUUACUAAAAUAAAAAACAUCAUUAUGUGUAAAUACUCAUUAAAAAAAAUAUUGAUAAUAAAUAGCCAAAAACAGCCGACUGUGUUCGAACAUUAAACGUCAAUCUACUAUUGGUUGGAAAAACAUUUCUUGUUAUUUUGAAAUAUCUUUGAUGAAAAAUCUACCAAUGUAUUCAUUUACUCUUUUUUUUUUUUUUACUUCACUCACUAUUAUUUUUCAAAUACUAACCACGUUGUCAUUUACGAAGGCAAUCUCCAUUAUUGAUGAUAGUGAUAUUUGUUCAGUGUUGUCGAAAUUUUUCCUUUUGUUUAUAGCCGCUUUUUCUGAACUUGCUUCAUAAAGAGUGAAACAUUUUCAGACUGAAUGAAUUUUUAGUUAUUUAUAAGAGUAAAAUGAGUACACAAAACC